Molecule: messenger RNA, 1969 nt
Organism: Amphibalanus amphitrite
Lineage: Eukaryota; Metazoa; Arthropoda; Thecostraca; Balanomorpha; Balanidae
Product: CLIP domain-containing serine protease 14D-like
Biological process (GO): proteolysis
Molecular function (GO): serine-type endopeptidase activity
Source: RefSeq, a predicted model, not a curated record
GGGAGGGGUACAGAGCCGCGCUACGUCACUAAACGUCGCAGUAUAAACAGAGCGCCGGGCUGGGCCGGCGAACAGUGACUAGUUAGCUGUGAGCGUGGGAGUGUGUCCCAGCGCUGGUCUGAUUUGCUUCGUCGCCAUGAGAUCGCGACUGCUCUGUGCGCCGGUAGUGUGUUUAGUGGUGACGCUGGUCGUCGUGUCCGAUGCUCUCCCGUCGAUGGGCGGCCCCUUCCAGCGCUCGCGGCGGCCAAGCUCGUCAGCCAUCAUCUUCCCGGAGGACCGUCGGCCGGCCACACCUUCCCCCGUGUCCGGAUGUGUCGACUACGCCGGCCGGCAGGGCCGCUGUGUCACGCUGAGCAUGUGUCCGGGUCUGCGGCGGCUGCUGGCCACCAAUGGUCCGACGGCAGAGACGGUGCGCCGCCUCCGGGCCGGCGACUGCGGGGCGUGGCGCGGCGGUCCGCUGGUCUGCUGCGGCCGCGGAGACCCGCCCACACCGCCGCCCUCCCCACCGCCGCCCGAGGAGCACCCGAACCUCGCCAUCCUGGAGCGUGGUGACCAGCCGUGUGGCAUGUCCAUCUUCCAUCCGAACAUCUUCGGAGGCAACCUCACCACCCAGGGCGAGUUCCCGUGGGUGGCCGCGCUGGCGUACGACCACCCGAGCCUCGACAGGCCGGGUGUCAACUGCGGCGGCGCACUGAUCGGUCUGCAGUACGUCCUGACCGCGGCACACUGCGUCACAAACCUACCAGAAGGCUUCCAGCUGCACUCGGUCCGUCUCGGCGAGCACGACCUGGCCACGGAGCAGGACUGUGGCGUGCCGCCGGACCCCGAGCUGUGCCUGCCCCCGGCUCAGGUGUUCAACGUCACCGAGACGAUAGUCCACCCGCAGUAUGACGACCCAGUGCGCGACCAGAACGACAUUGCGCUCCUGCGACUCGACCGGCCUGUCAUCGAGAACGACGGCGUCGCCAAGGUGUGUCUGCCACUUGGCGUGAAGCGGAUAGCCGACCCGACCGGUGAAGACGCCACCGCCGCCGGGUUCGGUCAGACAGGACGCGGUUUCUCCAGUGACGUGAUGCUGAAGGUUAAGCUGCCAGUGGUGCCGCAGGAGGAGUGUGCCCAAGUGAUUGGUGAGCGCGGCCGCACGGUCGGCGGUGGCCAGCUGUGCGCCGGCGGUGUGCGCGGUCAGGACUCGUGUGUGGGCGACUCGGGAGGUCCGCUAGUGCUCCCUGAUCGGUUCGGUCCGCCCUACCACAUCAUUGGUGUGACAUCGUUCGGUCCGACGACUUGUGGUAUCGGUGACGUACCCGGGGUGUACACCCGUGUUACUGAGUACCUGGACUGGAUCCUGGACAAUGUGCACGAGUGAUGACACCCGUGGCACGCGGAGAAACACAAGGGGCAUUGAGCCCAAGGUGAAACGGUGUCCGUGGGGCCAGUGUAACAGCUCAACAUAUUAAAAUAAGCCCGUUGAUUGUUAUCCGGCUGUGUGACGGUGCUAUAGCCUGGUGAAUUUUAUCUCUCGGCCAGAAGACUGCUAGUCAGCCGCUCGCCGCUCGUUUUGAACCAUCGAACCGCUCUACCCGGCGGCAAACGAGCGUUGUAGUUCGCCAGCUCCAGGGCAGCCAGCCGGGCUUUCCAGGCACCGCUCGAGUCUGCUCUGUUUAUGAGACGGCGCCUCUACCGCCGGCCUUCCCAAAUGUGGCCUGUGGAGCUGUGAUCAGUGUCCAACUGCGCAGUCCGGCACCGGGCGAUGUUUAUGAUCUGGCCGAUCAUGCACGAUGAAAUCUGAGGUUUAUCGUUAUGAACUCGGAUGCAGGAAUGGUGGCUGGUGCUCAGUGUUGGACGUAGUUUUAACGAUUGUGAACCGUGAGUUGUGCUGUGUUGUCUGGUAUGGUUAAUGUUUGGGCUGGCGAUGUAUAAUUUAUGUUGGUAUGUUAAUGUGACAAACAAAUACAAAUGGUGAUAUUUU